AACUACUUACUUUACUUCCUUUGAGAUUCAGCAACCAUGCUUUCUUCCAACACCUUUUCUCUUUCUCUCAUCUUAUUCCUUUCCUUCUUUUCUCCUUCACAAUCUCACAACAACAAGGUUUCUCUUGAAUUAUACUACGAAAGUUUGUGCCCUUUCAGCGCCGAUUUCAUCGUCAAUUAUCUUCCCCAAAUCUUCCAUCACGAUCUUCUCUCCAUCGUUGAUCUUAAACUCGUUCCUUGGGGUAAUGCUAGACUUAAAGGUGACAAAACCUUUGAUUGCCAGCAUGGUCCAAAUGAGUGUUUGCUGAAUACGGUUGAAGCGUGUGCUAUUGAUAUCUGGCCUCAAUUGAACAAGCAUUUCUCUUUCAUCUAUUGUAUUGAGGAUCUUGCGCUUAAGGGUAAGCGCAAAGAAUGGGAAUCUUGUUAUGAGAAACUGGGUCUGGAUUCAUCAACUGUCAAUGAUUGUUAUCGUAGUGAACGCGGAAACGAGUUGGACCUAAAGUUAGCAAAUGAAACAAAUGCUCUACAGCCUCCUCACGAGUACGUUCCAUGGGUGGUUGUGGAUGGAAAACCACUCUACGAGGAUUUUGAAAACUUCAUAAGUUAUAUCUGCAAAGCUUAUCAAGGCACUGAUGCACCCAAAAUUUGCACCAAAGCAUCAUAUCUUAGUACUGUUUGGGUGGAAGCAAAGGGUAAACAUUCAUUUUGCGAUAUGGAAAGAGUGAUGUCAACGUGGAAUAAAAUAAAGUCGACCAUUGCCUCAUGGACGAAUCAGAUGAACUUUCUAGUGGCAAUGUAAAUGCGUCAAUGCUAUGUGUGACUUAGAAUCUGUUUGUUUCUAUUGUCUUGUAAUAAUUCCUGAAAAACUGCAACUUGUAAUGAGUUAGUAGUACUUUCUCAGUUAAACACUGCUGUGUAUAAUUUAUGUUUGUAAGUGUAAUUCUAUAAUUUGGAUAUGAAAGAAACAAAAGAAAGGGUGGCUAAAGUAAAAAACAUUGAGUUGUUUCAUAAAGAAGGAAUACAAAUUUAGAUACUUACUAAGAA
Vicia villosa (hairy vetch) is the source of this 1043-nucleotide messenger RNA. Its product is annotated as gamma-interferon-responsive lysosomal thiol protein-like. The transcript has 5 exons. Gene Ontology annotation, molecular function: oxidoreductase activity, acting on a sulfur group of donors, disulfide as acceptor. The record is from RefSeq and is a predicted model, not a curated record. The coding region runs from base 37 to 798 and encodes 253 amino acids. NCBI's taxonomy places the organism in Eukaryota, Viridiplantae, Streptophyta, Magnoliopsida, Fabales, Fabaceae.